This is a messenger RNA of Argentina anserina (silverweed cinquefoil), 543 nucleotides long. RefSeq lists its product as uncharacterized. Gene Ontology annotation, biological process: translation. Gene Ontology annotation, cellular component: ribosome. The record is from RefSeq and is a predicted model, not a curated record. Gene Ontology annotation, molecular function: 5S rRNA binding; structural constituent of ribosome. NCBI's taxonomy places the organism in Eukaryota, Viridiplantae, Streptophyta, Magnoliopsida, Rosales, Rosaceae.
AUGCAGGUUUCCUUUGUUCGAGCUGCAUGGACCCGGCGAUCUCGAGGUGAGGCUGCAAAAAGACCGAGUAAGAAAUCAUGGGGUCAACGAACAGAUAUGUUUCUCAGGCCAUUUUUACUUGUUUUCUUCUCAAAGCGAUUUAUCCAUGCCAAAGUGAUGCACCGGGGUACCAGCAAAGUAAUAUCUGCGGCAAGCACAAACGCCAAGGAUUUGAGAUUUUCAUUGCCGUCGCUUAUUGAUGACGAUGCUUGUCGAGGUAUAGGAAACCUGAUUGCAGAAAGAGCCAGGGAUGCUGCUAAUGUAUUUGCAAUGUCUUUUGAGCCCAAAAAGCAUGAGAAGAUUGAGGGUAAGCUGGGACUUAUUCUUGAUACAAUUAAAGAGAAUGGUAUCAUUUUUGUUUAGGACCUGUCAACAACUGUUAGUUCAUAUCUGUAUCAAUCUCUCACUAUCUCUUAGAUAUUUAUAUGCGCUCGCACUGGAUUGAUUGUCUGAUAUUAAAGAGCUGUAAAAGUCAUACUCUCCUUUCUCCUAUUUCAGUAAGGU